AAAAAAAGUCGCCACCAAAUAAGGGUCCAUGCAAGCAUAGAAACUCUUCCUCCUCCAUUCUCAUUCCGCUCCUUCAUUCCACUCCUCCAUUCCACUCCUCCACCCUCCUCUUCUCAUUGCAGACCCACUCUCCACCUGUCUUCUUCCUUCCUUCUUUACCGCCUCUCUCUCCUCUUCUUCCCUCCCUGCAUAUCUUUUCAUCUUUCAUCUGUCAUCCUUCAUCUUCCAGUCCUACUUUCUGAUCCGUCGUCGUUAAGAAAAACAAAGACGCUUUCAUUCUAUCAGGGCAUUUUGCUCCCCUUUGCGUCGGGUCCAGCAAAAACAAACACAAACAAGGACACACACACACAUCUCCCCCUCUUUACAGCAACCACAACUGCGAUCUUAACGACACUCACUCCCCGCGCAAUGAACGUCGGAAACAACAGUACCGGCACUCCUACCAGUGUCAACAACGUCACCAAUAUCUCCAUCAAGGCGUUCACCUCCUCACUGUUAUUCAACGGCGCCAUUGGUAUUGGGGUCUUUGUCGCCUUUUGUAUCGUACGGCAUUGGAGUAAGAAGAUCUAUCAGCCAAGGACAUACCUUGUCACCAAAGACAUUCGAUCCCCGGAACUACCCCCGGGCAUCUUCAGCUGGAUCACGGCCUCGUUCAAAGUCAAGGAUACAGAACUACUGGAAAAAGUUGGCCUUGAUGCAUACAUGUUUCUGAGAUUCCUCCGGAUGAGCGCGAUGUUCUUCGGAGGUUGCUGUGUGCUGUCGAUGCCUAUUCUGAUUCCAUUGAACAUGGGGGAUGGGAUCAUCAAGCCAGGAGAAGGAGGACUGGCGAGCAUGAACAUUGGUAACGUCAAAGACUCUUGGCGCCUCUGGUUCCAUCUCACGUUGACCUAUAUCUUUACUUUGGCGGCGAUCUUACUGCUGUGGCGAGAGAUGCGCGAAUACACACGCCGCCGCCAUGCCUAUUUGAUGAGCGAGAAGCACACGAAGACACCCCAGUCAACCACCAUCCUCAUCACCGCAAUCCCAAAGGGUCUUAACACGGAGGAGGCACUUUACAACAUUUUCAACCGGUUUCCAGGGGGCGUCUCCAAGAUCUGGUUGAACAGGCACCCAGAAAACCUCACGAAGCUGUGCAAGGAGCGGGACAAAGUUGUGAAGCAUCUGGAGAUGGCAGAGUACAACUAUAUCCGAUCUGCCUAUGGCAAAAAGUCCAAAAAGGAUCCAGAGAUCAAGGAACCACAGCGCCCUAUCGGCAAGACAUCCACCAUUCCCUGCUUGGGAGACAAAGUCGAUCUCGUUGAAUUUUACGCCGAGCGACUCUGCCAAUUGAACCAGCAAAUUCAGCAGGCCCAACAAUCGGGAUCAGUCGAAUCACUCAACUCGGCCUUCAUCCAGUUUCGCAGCCAAUUUGCAGCCCAUAGUGCAGUGCAGACAGUCGUCCACCCCACACCGUUCAGGAUGACGCCCAUGUAUGCGGAGAUCUCGCCUCUGGACGUUGUGUGGGACAACAUGGACUUGAACACGCUAGUCAGAAAGGGACGAUCCAUGGUGAUCCUCGUUUCUUCUACGGUUAUGAUCUUGCUGUGGACCAUCCCCACUAUCGUCAUCUCUUCGCUUGCGACAAUGUCCGAUAUUGUCAACGUGUUUUCAUUCUUGUCUUUUUUGGAGGACCUCCCAAGUGGGGUACUGGGUGUCGUCCAAGGUGUCUUGCCCCCGCUUCUGCUUGCGGGUCUCAUGGCUCUGCUGCCCUUCCUCUUGACUAUAAUGGCAAAGUACGAGGGCCAUGUCCAAUACAGCAGCAUCUCCCUCUCGGUCAUGGCCAAGUACUUCUUCUUCCUCGUCAUCAACGUGCUGCUCAUCUCAACGCUUUCGGGUGGGGUCCUCAAGACACUCAAUGAGCUCAACAAAGAAGGAUUCAAUUUCAAAUCGCUCAUCUCUCGUUUCUCAGAGAAGCUCCCCAACGCUUCGACGUUCUUCAUUACGUACGUGCUCCUUCGUGGAUUUACAGGACCAGCUCUGGAGCUCUUGCAGAUCGUGCCACUACUACUCAAUUUCAUGUUCACCCAAUUGCUCGCCAAGAGUCCACGCCAGAUUUGGGGUGUCCAAGGCAGCCUCGAGUCUGUCAACUAUGGCACCCUCUUUCCACCCCAGACGCUCAUGUUCUGUAUCGGGAUCUUGUACUCGACCAUUGCGCCGCUGAUCCUGCCCUUCGUGGCCUUUUACUUUACGAUGUUCUACUUUGUGUACCGCCACCAAUUUCUGUACGUCUACCACCAGCCGAUCGAGACAGGUGGGCUUGCGUUCCCAAAGGCGGUCAAGCAAGUCUAUACGGGGAUCUUUAUUUCGCUCAUCACCCUUUUCGGUAUUUUCCUGAUGAAGCAGGGCUCCUCGGCGGUGCCUCAGCUGGUACUGCUUGUCAUUUUGAUCGUCGCCACUGCCCUCUCGCUGAGCAAUAUGAACGAGGCAUUUAAUCCUCUGGUGACCUAUCUGCCGGUUGCCCUGUUUUCUAAGGAUCUCCACGUCGACAGGCAUGGUGUGGUCACGGAGGGAGACGAAGCACAUGAGAGUGUGAAGCAGCCGGACGAGGAGCAGGUGGAGCCAGAGGACGGAGGCAUUAUGCACAUGAAAAACCUUUCGCAGAAGAACCUCACCUCGAAGCAGAUCCCAAUGCCAGAGGACAACCAGUCUCGGUUUGUUCUGAACAAGCAGCUGUACCACGACGGCGACGACUACCACGACAACCAUAACGACGAUCAUGAUCACGACCAUGACCACGUUUUACCUUCGCAAGACGACACUUUUUCAAAUUCGAGACAAUCCUUUCGCCAUCGUCAUCCAUACCACCUUGAGAACUCAUUGUCUUUUGAUGAUUCGAAAUUCCUCGUGCCUAGGCCGAGUCCACGGUAUGGGGAGCUACGCAAGCCUGACCGAACCACGCCUCGUUAUAACAGUAGCCCGAUUCUUGCUCGACCAAGGUCAUUCAUGGACCGAGCACCUUCAUUCAACAACGGUAGCAGACCUGUCUCGUUUGUGGACCGGCCAGCGACUUUCAGGGCGGAGCGUGUAAUACACGAAGAGCCAGAGCAGUUGUCAGAGCACAGCCCAGCAGGCGUGGAGCUGGAAUACCUACAGGAUCAGGCAUAUUGCCACCCAUCGACUUAUGAUGUCCAGAAGCCGGUGUGGCUGCCGAUAGAUGAGCGAGGACUUGCACAGGCAGAGAUUGAUUGGCUGAGGAGUCGGGGGAUCGUUGUGGCCACAGAUGGCGCGGUUCUGGAUUCGGCCAGGGCAAAGGCGAAGGUUGCGGGUAUUAUCUAUGCCCCUGGCGACGAGACACGGUACCGCUUGGAACGUGGCGAGUAGAGUUGGGCGCCAUCUAGCAUUUGUUACUUCAUUGCUCAUGUACAGAAUAUUCAGCUAUUAUCCCCCUGUAGCAUAGUUACACAAAAGAAAAGCCAUUGUUUUCAACAUCAUCAAAA
This is a messenger RNA of Gamsiella multidivaricata, 3476 nucleotides long. RefSeq lists its product as uncharacterized. Bases 409 to 3360 code for a protein of 983 amino acids. The record is from RefSeq and is a predicted model, not a curated record. Lineage: Eukaryota; Fungi; Mortierellomycota; Mortierellomycetes; Mortierellales; Mortierellaceae. Gene Ontology annotation, molecular function: calcium-activated cation channel activity. Gene Ontology annotation, cellular component: plasma membrane. The transcript is spliced from 5 exons.